Molecule: messenger RNA, 1347 nt
Organism: Prunus armeniaca (apricot)
Lineage: Eukaryota; Viridiplantae; Streptophyta; Magnoliopsida; Rosales; Rosaceae
Source: the annotation of a GenBank genome assembly
AUGCUCUCGCCUGAGCUCCCUCCAAUGUCGAAACCCUCUCCCAGAACCAAGCCCUCUUCUUGGCUCGCCGAUAGCUUGCUCUUCUUCAGCGGGGCAUUUCUCGCUCUCCUCGUCCUCUUCACUUUUUACUCCUUCGUAAGCACUUAUUCAUCCCCCAAUUUCGCCCGUACGGUCACUUCUCCGCCGCCCACCGCCGAACCCGAUCAAUGCGCCGACGAUGCUAACCUACGCCGCGACCCGCCGGACCCGACCUUUUACGACGACCGGGAAGUCAGGUACACGCUCGGGGACCCGGUUCAGAACUGGGACGAGAAGCGGCAGCAGUGGCUGCUCCUUCACCCCUCGCUCGCCGCCGGAGCAGGGGAGAGGAUUCUGAUGGUGACGGGAUCUCAGCCGGCCGCGUGUCGCAAUCCUAUCGGCGAUCAUCUCCUCUUACGAUUCUUCAAGAACAAGGUGGACUACUGUAGAUUCCACGGGCACGAAAUCUUCUACAACAACGCGUUGCUGCACCCGCGGAUGGGCAGCUACUGGGCCAAGCUGCCCGUAAUCCGGGCCGCCAUGGUGGCCCAUCCGGAGGCCGAGUGGAUCUGGUGGGUUGACUCGGACGCGUUGUUCACCGACAUGGAGUUCAAGCUCCCUUUGGACCGGUACAAGAACCACAACCUCGUCGUCCACGGCUGGGCCCACCUGGUCAUGGAGACGCACAGUUGGACGGGGCUCAACGCCGGCGUGUUCUUGAUCAGGAACUGCCAGUGGACCAUGGAUUUUCUCGAGGUGUGGGCCAGCAUGGGCCCACAGACCCCGGACUACGAGAAAUGGGGAGAAACCCUCCGGUCAACGUUCAAGGACAAGGCGUUCCCGGAGUCAGACGAUCAGACGGGCCUCGCUUACUUGAUCUACAAGGAGAAGGAAAAGUGGGGGAAGAAGAUUUAUCUGGAGAGCGAGUAUUAUUUCGAAGGGUACUGGGCGGAGAUAGUCGGGACGCUUGACAAGAUCGAGGACCGGUACGAGGAGAUAGAGAGAGGGGAGGAGGACAAUGCGGUGCGUUUAAGGAGGCGGCACGCGGAGAAGGUGAGCGAGCAAUACGGUGCGUUUCGGGAGGAGUAUUUGGGUGAGGCGGGGUACGGGAGAGGGAGCUGGAGGCGACCGUUCAUCACGCACUUCACCGGAUGCCAGCCGUGCAGUGGGAAGCACAACGAGAUGUACAAGGCGAAUUCGUGUUGGGAUGGGAUGGAGAAAGCGUUGAAUUUCGCUGAUAAUCAGGUGCUUCGCAAAUACGGUUACGUGCACCCGAGCACAAUGGAUCGUGCGGUCUCUACCGUGCCGUUUGAUUACCCGUCCGAGUAA